UUCCAAUACAACUUGAGUCUGAGGAUGUUUGAUUUCUAGAGAUUUGUUGUCCAAAAUGUGGCGGAGAAAACACAAAGUGGAGUCGCUUCCUGAGGCGGAAGAGCGGCGGCCUGGGUUGUCUCUUUACGGUUCUCGUGUGUGUUAUAAGUCCCGCCUCCCGCUCUGGUUUCUGUACGUUCAGAGGAACAACACAGUUAGAGAAUCAUGGCGGAGGAAGCUCCAGCAGCCGCUCCAGCAGCCGCGCCGGCUAAGGCUCCGGCCAAAGCCCCGAAGAAGAAGUCCGCUCCCCGGCCCAAGAAGGACGGACCCAGCCUCCCUAAACUCAUCGUGGCCGCCGUGGCCGAGUCCAAGGAGCGCAAGGGGAUGUCCCUGGCGGCCCUCAAGAAGGUGCUGGCCGGGAAAGGAGUGGACGUGAGCAAGGCCAACAAGCGCAUCAACACCGCCGUCACCAAGCUGGUCACCAAGGGGACCCUGAGCCAGACUAAGGGCACCGGGGCCUCCGGCUCCUUCAAGCUCGCCAAGGAGGAGUCCAAAGCCGCUAAACCGGCCAAGAAGGUGGUGAAGAAGAAGGCUCCCGUCAAGGCCAAGAAGCCCGCCGCUAAGAAGAGCGCAGCGGCCAAGAAACCCGCCGCAAAGAAACCCGCCGCAGCAGCAGCCAAGAAGUCCCCGAAGAAGGCUCCGGCCAAGAAAGCGGCCAAGAAGCCCGCAAAGAGCCCCAAGAAGGCCGCGGCCAAGAAACCGAAGGCCGCCGCCGUCAAGAAGCCCAAGGCCGCUAAGAAGCCCGUAGCCAAAAAGCCCGCAGCGAAAAAGGCCAAGAAAUAAACAGCAGCUUCAACCCGCACUCAGUGCACCACAGGCUCUUUUCAGAGCCACCACUUAUUCUCUGUAGAGCACAUCCUGUCCUUACAGUAGACUGAGUUAAAUCUACCAACACAUCCAAUUACUUUUCUCUUACAAGAACACCUGCAUACAACCAAGCCACAUUUUGAGAUUGUACAGUUUUUUUUAAUCACAAAAUGUGAUUGUUUGUCAAACUGUAUUUAAAGAACAAUUGUAUUUAAGACAUGAAUAAAAGAGAUUGCAGAUUGAGCUCCUUCAGUUGCAACUGGAAUUUUUAUUUCCUUUCCAAUGAAGACAUAAAAAACAGCUGUUUAUUAUGACUGAAAGCAUUUAACACAUUCCAAUGAUCACAGAAAGCAAUAAGGUGUGUAUUGAAGAUAACAACUUG
Gambusia affinis (western mosquitofish) is the source of this 1228-nucleotide messenger RNA. Its product is annotated as histone H1-like. Gene Ontology annotation, biological process: nucleosome assembly. Gene Ontology annotation, cellular component: nucleosome. The record is from RefSeq and is a predicted model, not a curated record. The transcript has a single exon. Lineage: Eukaryota; Metazoa; Chordata; Actinopteri; Cyprinodontiformes; Poeciliidae. Bases 205 to 822 code for a protein of 205 amino acids. Gene Ontology annotation, molecular function: structural constituent of chromatin; DNA binding.